GUUCCGGUCCAGUCAUGGCCGCCUCGGCUGCAGCGGGCGGGGAGGCGGCGGCGAGACCCCUGCAGGGAGCGAUGAAGCUGGCAAAGGGCGCGCUGGAGCUGGACGCCGGGGACCGGCCCCGGGAGGCCUACGUGGAGUACCUGAAGAGCAUCAGUUACAUUUCCCAGGCUCUGCUGGAAGAGGCAACCACUGCAGAAGAUGGAGGCGACAUGGUGAUGGCUGACACACCCAAGAUGCUGAAGGUGGCAGAGCAGUGCCUGGAGAGAGCCAAGAGCACCAUUGCCAAACUGGGAAGAGUGAAGGCAAAGCAGUCCACAGAGAGGAGUUCAGGCCCUGCUACCGUCUGCCGGCACCGCAGGGUGUUAUCGGAUGAAGGGGCAAAACUGUCCCCUUUCCUGCCCCCUGAGAUGUUCCAGAAGCUGCAGACUACUGAAGUGCGAAGUACAAAAAAGGAGCUCACCCCGCUGGAGGAGGCAUCGCUGCAGAACCAGAAGCUGAAAGCCGCCUAUGAGGCCCGACUGGCACGGCUGAACCCCAGCCAGGCCAUGCAAAAGACCUCUCUGACCCUGUCCCUUCAGCGCCAGAUGAUGGAGAACUUGGUGAUUGCCAAAGCCCGGGAAGAGACACUCCAGAGGAAGAUGGAAGAGCGCCGGCUGAGGCUGCAGGAAGCUGCCAACAGGAGAUUUUCCAGCAAUGCAGUGCUGACCCCAGAAGAGCAGGAGCAACGGGCAAUCUAUGCGGCUGUUCUGGAGUACGAGCAAGACCACGAGUGGCCGAGGAUCUGGAAGGGCCAGUUGAAGAAGAGCCCUGGUGACCUGUCGCUGGUGCCCAGACUCAUUGCCCAUCUUCUCAGCUUUGCCGAUCACCCCAUCUGCCAGCUGCUGAAGAAACUGCAGUGCUCCGUCUACAGCCGCAUCUACCCGCUAGUGAGCCAGAGUGCGGCCGACCGGAGGGUUCCUGGAAAGGUCACCCGUGGGCUGUCCCUCUCCUCCUCGCUGGAUGCCGAGGCGUUUAUGGCGCCGGCCCCCGAGGGCCCGCGGCUGCGGUCUUCCCAGAGCUUGCACUCCAUGUUCUCCGUCCAGGAAAACAACAAACGGAACCUGCGGCACAGCCUCUCCAGCACGCCGCUCAUCGAGGACCAGAGCCUGAGACAGCCCUGCCAGGCUCAGGGCCGCCCCCAGGAAGAGCCUGCAUCCCCCCUGGCUGAGCGGGAGAGCUCUUUCGAAGACCUGGAGCAGUUCUUGGCUGCUUCUGAGGCGUGGCCUUUGGGCUCCUUGCGAGACGCCCAGCCAGCACUCGGGCAGAAGGCGUCCCAGCAAGAGCACCUGAAGGCAGCGGUGAAGGACAUUCACAACGCCAUUGAUAGACUGCUCUCCCUCACUCUCCUGGCCUUUGAGGGCCUCAACACAGCAGCUUCCAAGGACCAGUGUGUGGCGCGCCUUGAAGAAGCUUUCUUCGCUCCCCUCUGGACCCCCUUGCUGGCUGUGUACAGGAAUGUCUACAAGACCCGGGAGGUGGCCCUGGCCAGGAGCAUGGAGCUCUACAGGAACAUGACCCCCUCCGAAAUGGGCAUCUCUUCCAAGCUGCUCCCCCAGCGGAAUCUGCCCAGGGGGAUCGGCUCCUACCCUUACUGUGCCGCCGUGCAGGAGCUGAUGUUGAUUCCCCUGGGCACCUGUCCUCAGAAAAAGCUGGACUGCAUCGUGCGGACCUUGCGUGUUAUCUGUGAAUGUGCAGAGGAGUACUGGGGGGGCCGAGAUGGCAGGCCCCAACCGGCAUCGGCAGCCAUAGGAGCUGACGACCUCCUUCCCAUCCUGUCCUUCGUGGUGCUGAAGAGCAACCUGCCCCAGCUGGUGUCGGAGUGUGCUGCCCUGGAGGAGUUCAUCCACGAAGGGUACCUAAUCGGCGAGGAGGGCUACUGUUUGACUUCCCUCCAGAGCGCCCUCUCCUAUGUGGAGACCCUGCAUGGGCCGGCCUUGGCCCUUGGCAAGUAGCCACGCCCCCGUUGUUGCCUCUUCCUUGCCUGGGACCCCUUCUGCCUCUCUGCUUGCCCCACCCCAUGUGAGUCACAAGGGCUGCUGGCAGCCCAAAAGGGCUUCCUGAUUUGGCCUUGCCCCCUCCCCUCCCCCGCCCAGUGCAGUAUUUGGGGGAGGGGGUCCUGCAGAUUUUGUGUAGAUGAGAAUCCCAGGGGAUGUGCCUCCCUGGGGGACGGGGGACACAGGGGUGUGGCCCUCUGCUGGCUUCAGGGGCCGCUUCACCGGGACCUGGAACUGCUGCUGAGUCAGGGCAUGUUGUUGCUGCUGCAACAGUGAGUGGAAAGGGAGGGGGCAUGCUGCCCCCCCCUUUUACUUGACUAAGGAGAAAAUCUGCAGUGUAUACCCCCUACCCAAAGCCUACCCACCACACUUGCCCCCAUAUCUACACUCCACUCGCCCCAUUUUCACUCUCUCGUAUACAGCAGGAGUAAUCAAGGGCUUCGGGGGGGGGAGGCAGCUGGCCCCCCCUCUCCUGCUGCCGCCUGCUUGAUCCCGAUGUGGCUGUUCUGCCACUCAGAAUUGCCCCUGAGAAUUGUAGAGCUACACAGGCGGGCGUUGGCCCAGAAGGCAACACUUUUAUUUAUUAUGUAUUUAUUUACCUAGUUUGUACUGCACUUUUCUCCCCUCUCCAUUUUACCUUCACAACUACCCUGUGAGGUAGAUCAGGCUGUGUGUGUGGGGCUGGCCCGCCAAGCUUCCCUGGCACCAUGGGGACUUGAACCUGGGUCUCCCAGAUCCGACUCAGACAACCCAAACCCUCCACCACACCGGCUCUUCCGUGGAUUUUCCUGGCCCCGACGGGGGGUAUGUGCACAAGACAAGAAAUGCGCAGACACUUACAGGAGGAAAGAUGUGCUUCUCCCUGCUGUUCAUUUGCCUUCUCUGGAACUGUGGAGGGGUCCAGUUUUAGAUGCUGCUUUGUGAAAAACUACUGAAGAUGGUGGCUGGACUGGGACCUAGACCUAAGGGCAGAGGGAAUCUUGGGAGGAUUUGCACUGUAUCCUGAAAAGCAGAGGAGAGAGAGGACCUCGUGCCCACGGGAUGCCGCCUCUGGAAGGGGGCUGGGGCUGCUGUGCACGCCGCUGUGCUCCAUUUUACAGGAAUGCCACCUGAGCCUUGGGCCAGGCCCUGCGCUGCCUGCCUGGGCCAGAGCGGGCAAGCAACUGGCUCCCUGUGCCCAGAUGCAGCAGAGCUGAGAGCUGGGAAGGGGGGGUCUGCUGCCGGCCCGUUCUGGGAAGCGGUGGAGGGCUGGUGCCUGAUGCGUGUUCAGCCGUGCUCCUCAGCAUUCCCUGCCUGACCCCGCUGGAGCCUGCAUAUGGGGUUCUUCUCCUUCUUCAGCUUUGCUCUUGAGGCCAUUCUGUA
Molecule: messenger RNA, 3395 nt
Organism: Eublepharis macularius
Lineage: Eukaryota; Metazoa; Chordata; Lepidosauria; Squamata; Eublepharidae
Gene: VPS9D1
Product: VPS9 domain containing 1
Exons: 15
Coding region: 15-1991 (658 amino acids)
Biological process (GO): vesicle-mediated transport
Cellular component (GO): cytosol; endocytic vesicle
Molecular function (GO): guanyl-nucleotide exchange factor activity; small GTPase binding
Source: RefSeq, a predicted model, not a curated record